Manduca sexta (tobacco hornworm) is the source of this 5130-nucleotide messenger RNA. It is a transcript of the gene CrebA, whose product is annotated as cyclic AMP response element-binding protein A. The transcript has 8 exons. Lineage: Eukaryota; Metazoa; Arthropoda; Insecta; Lepidoptera; Sphingidae. The record is from RefSeq and is a predicted model, not a curated record. Gene Ontology annotation, molecular function: cAMP response element binding; DNA-binding transcription factor activity, RNA polymerase II-specific. The coding region runs from base 411 to 1472 and encodes 353 amino acids. Gene Ontology annotation, biological process: regulation of transcription by RNA polymerase II.
CGCGCCACCAUUCGCCGGCCGUACUUUGCCGCGAGAGCGUGUACUAGCCGCGACCAGCGAACAACAAACAUUCCUCGCGUGCAGUGAAACUUUAUUGAAAAAAUACUUUAUUGCAAAAACAAAUGGGCAUCGAUAGUGAAACGUAAACUUGUGAUAAUGCACAGUGUUCUGUGAAUUUGACUUCGGCCGGAUUUAGUUGAGAUAGUUAACAUUCCGAGUUCCGCCCGCUCGGCGAAAGGACAACAGAAGAGUGACAGUUGUGUUGUGCGAGUUUUUCUCGAGGGAGUUUCUGUGUUUUUCGCGUCGGAGGCCGUAGUGCGACACCGGCCCCGACAUGGAGGGCUACUUCGACAUCUCCAACGAUCUGAAUGACGUCUGGGAGGCGGACAUCGACCCGGUAAGUGCUGGAGAUGCAAGAUGUUUUGGACGAGGACACAGAGAUGACGGACUGGCUUAUCGAAAGGGACGCGAAGGCGGGCGUGGUACUCCGGGACAGACUCAUGACAGACGCGGCGAUCGGUGCAGCCCCCAUCAAAACAGAACACUCGUACAGCCUACAUUCAGACGUCGAAUCAUCACCACCGUCACCACACCAUACCAAAGUUGACGAUAUGGAAGACGAAUGUUACCCAGCAAUGCCAGCUAGCGCGUGGAGCAGCCGGCGAAGGUCUAGCGAUUCUCCCCCUCGGGAAGUGAAAGCGGAACCCAAGUCAGAACCAGAGUCGCCAGCGUCCUCGUGCCCGCCGUCACCCACCCCUGGUACUCCGCUCACACACGUCGACUACGUCAUUGACCACACGACAGGAACAAUCCACAUGCCACAAGCGGUGCUGCAGAAGGUUGGGGCGGCGGGCGUGCCGCAGCUGCUGCUUAGCACGGCGCCGCGGCUCGCUACCUCGCUCAACUCCAACAAACUCUCCAUCAAGGUCACGUCCAGCUCAGGGGCUUCAGGUUUCAACUUACCACCGACGCCACCAUCAUCGCUGUCGUCAUCAGAUAGCGAAGGCGCCCUGUCGCCUGCACACGAGGCGUCCGCCGCGCCUCCCGCACCUCCAGCGGCCCCCUCGCGACGCAGCCAUCUCUACGUCUCCCACCACUCACGACAACCCAUUAAUACGCCGCUUAUUAGCAGUCAACCGAAAGGAUCAACCGGUACAUUGGUACUGACAGAGGAAGAGAAACGCACAUUACUGGCCGAAGGUUAUCCAGUUCCUACCCGUCUGCCUCUGACCAAGGCUGAGGAGAAAUCUCUCAAGAAGAUUAGGAGGAAAAUAAAGAAUAAGAUAUCAGCACAAGAGAGCAGACGCAAAAAGAAAGAAUAUAUGGACCAAUUAGAAAGGAAGGUUGAGGUUUUGAUAUCGGAGAACAACGACUACAGGAAGAGGGUGGAGACGCUGGAGCAGAAGAACGCGAGUCUGCUGAGCCAGGUGGCGUCGCUGCAAGCGCUGGUGGCACGCGGUGGCCGCAAGUGACGCCGCGGCGCGCACCUCGCUCGCGCCCGCGCCGCCCGCCCCGCCCGCCCCGCCGCACGUCCGCACUCACACCAGUGCGCGGCUAACACUGCUGUCUCGCAAUGUUACAAAUAAUCGAUAAUGAAAUCUACUUGGUUGCGAUAUCGCAUCUGCAAACGAUUGUAAUUUAAAAUUGAAUGCAAUUGAUCUAUUGCGAUAUGCGAACGGACAAUCGGUGUGUUUUAAAUGGUGAAUUGUAAUUUACGAUGAAUAAAUUCUAAUAAUAUCAGAUGAAUGAAUUCAAAUUACAAGUUGCAUCGAUAUUUCAUUGUGGACGGGCUCGUUGUUUAUUUGAACGCUGAGUGCUUUUUAAUCAACACCUCGCGGAUGCUGUCGAGGUACACAGUACUUGAUCAGAUAUCGAUGACGCCGCGGGACAGAGAUGUCACGGAUCGAUAACAUUUGUCGAUAACGCUGUCCUUUUCUGAAUGUAUAUUUUAUCGAUGUAUAUUUUGGAUGUAUUUACAUAUGUAUAUGUCACGCGUUAGAGCGUGACGGGAGAUGCGUCAGCGUGGAAUGGUUGCUCACUAUAUACGUUAGUAAAUAGGUGUAUUCAGUGGUGCUGAAUUGGUUAUACCUGCGUUACGGUAAUAGGUAUACAAACUGUCAAGUGCCACACUAGAUAUUUAUUUUUACAACUCUACAACAGAAGCGUACGAGCGAUGACUCGAUGACAGGGAAUAUUACUGGGCCCUAGAUAAGUGUCGAUAGUUUACACGUGUUGUUUGAAAUCUCGUAAUAUAUUUUUAAUAGCUAUAUAUGUAUUUAAGUUUUAUUUUAUGCGUGUUUUCAUUAAAUUUUACAAUUAGGUUAAGGAUUAUAAUUGUUACCCAAAGCAUACAUUUGACAUGUAUGCCGCCGACAGCAGACGCGUCCACCGCGCGUCUGCGCGACGUGUCCGCGUCCGGCCUAAUGUCACAUCGACGUUACUGAACAAGCAUGUCUAUCGGCUACUUAAGUAGUGUAGUGUGUACACCGCGGUGCAAGGUGUAACUCCGGACUCCCACUACUGCGUAUGGAACUAUGUGCUACAACUUGGCGUAUCGUGCUGCGGUGUUAUCUGGAAUCUAAGUAGCAUAAUAUUGUAAGGCGGACACUAAUGUGCGCCUUAUCGAUUUAUAUUGAAUUCCGUGAAUUUGCAUUUAUAGAGACAUAUGUAUCGUCUUAGACAUUAUGUCUUUGUAUUUAAAAUAAAGUUAGAUUUACGUUAUCUGAUAGAGGACCCUGUGUAUUGACCGAUUCGCGCGACAAUUGAUUUCGGUUAUGUCUAGUCUCUCGUGAAGCCGUGGCGAGGUCUCGUUGUUGAGAUCUUCUAUGAGUAGCUAUAUUCAGUGUCGGAUCAUGCGCUCUGUGGAUCGACAAGUACAAAAUAAUUGCAUGCCUUGAAAGAAUGUUACUAACACAAUAACUUAGAAACUGUGCGAGCGAACUAAACCCCAUUUAGCUAGCAAUGUUUAAUGUUGAUGGUGAUCGCACCAGUGUCUCGGUACGUAACCGGUAACAGUUCCAAACAGAAUCUCCAACGGUCAACCCCUACGUGUAUAACCGCUCUUGCCAACACUUAGUUCUGCUCUCGCGACGGAGCGUGCCUCAGGCCACGUUCGCGAAUCGACAACUGUCUAACAUUCUUUUGAUAAACAAUACAUUCUUUAUAGAUAUAUGAGUGACUUAAAGUGAGCUCGAGUACUUAUCUAUUUUAAUCAUAUUGAUAUAAUUAUGUGCAAACUAACGGCUGUAUACAAAUUGUAAUCAGUUUCAAUAGUAAAAUAUACACAUAUGUGCUGUUAUAAAUUUUUGCUAGCAUAAUUUAUAAAUAUAACUAAGUCGAAAUGUUUGUUACUGUUUAAAUUUAUAAUAUAUAUACAUACAUAUUAUAUAGAUUAUGAAUUCCACUUUCUAAACGCCUAUACGCAUAUAUCAUAUUGUUUCUUAAAAAACUUUACUGUGUGUGCAAUUAAUAUAAUUCUCUUUAUACGUUGUGGGGAUUUCGGGUACGUAUUAUUAUGUUCUGAAUGCUCUUUGUAAUCCUCCACUUGACUCUCAAAAGAUUGCAAAUAAAAGGUCAGAGGUGGUUAAUUCUUCAGUCUAUAUUGGUCACAAAUAUAAAAUCACUUAACUCUCUCACGUGAACGGCACGGUCUACGGUUAUGUGGGCUAACGUGACGCGUGAUGGGGAAAGACUAACGAACGCUGGCGAGCGUGCUCCCGCGCAGCUACAAGAUGUAAAAUCAGAAAAACACAAAUUCUAUAAAAUACAUACAGUGUCCCUACAACAUUUUUUAAAUGUUCUUCCUAUUUAGAUAUAUAAGGAAAAUGAAAAUGUUAUAUUUAUAUAGCACUGAAACAAUUAAUAUAUAACAUGUUCCAGGUCCAUAUGCGACCAUUUGAUAAGAAUUGAGAUAUAUUUUAAGAGAUUUUUUCAAAUGAAAUUUUAGGUCUAUAUAAAGAUACACUGUUUUACGUGUGUUUAUCGCUAGACAAGUUAGUUUUAUUUAGCGUUAGAAUAUCGAUACAGCAUCGCCUGCCUGUCCAACUACAGUCUACAAUUAACUGAUUCUACCAAUAUGUGUAAGUUACGAUCGUAGAUUAGACGUAUUAAGCUAUCUAAAGAGUAUCCUUUACUGUAUAGAGACUAUUAUAUAUUAAAGUAUUUAAAAAGAAAAGAUAUAUUCAAUUCCUAAUAUGGCAUUUACCGUCUACAAAAAGAGUGAUUUAUCUGAAAUCGAUUUAUAUAUAUAUGACUUAAUGUAGUUGAUAUAUUAAAUUAUGAAUACCAUCGCUCAAGUUCUGACCGCGAUAUAUGCAAGUUUUAUAUUUUCGCUAUAAAAUAUUUUAUCUUUUUGUUUUUUAUUUCUUAACUUCACUAUAAGUUACCUGUGUAACGCAAAUUGAAUUCUUUGCGCGAUAUUUGUAUAUUUACUAGCGUGAAUUUUCCAUGUGUUUUAAUAAAUCGACGCUCAAUUAUUUAAGGUAUCAUUUCGAAUACGAACACAAAGUAAGGCGACAGAAACAAAACUAAAUCGAAUUGAUCACCAUGCAUCGUAUUAUAAAUAUAAAAGAUACUAUGUAGGGUAAAGAAGCAUCGUCAUCGACGAUAGCAAUAAUUUUACACCUGUAUUUACUGCCGCUGUAUUCGAAAUGUUACCUUGAGACGAUAUUGUCAGAGCGAUAUUAGGAUUUGAGCGAGGGUAGAGGUGUGCCGGCGCGUGUAGCGCAAUGCGCCUGCGCACCGGGCUUGUUACGGCGCGACCACUCGUCUCGUCAUGUAAAUCAAAUGCCAAACAUACUUAUACGCGUUUGUAUGCACCGCACACAUUUUGGGUGACAAUAAUUGAACCCAUUCGGGACUAAGGUAAAUAAAUAUAUUUAAUUAACGAAAUAUACUUGCGCCUUAAUCUCGAAUGGAUCGUACUCGUUGGCGGGGCGACACAACCCCGCCACAGUAUCCUUUUGUUAUUCAUUUUAAAGUGUAAUUUUAUUGAUAUAGUUUUAAUUUUGUUAAAACUAUUUUCUGUUACCUUGAGUCAUGAAUUGUUGAAUCGUUUGUUUUAUUAUUAUUUUCAAAUGACAUUGCGGAUUUUACUGUCACCCUUGAGCUAAUAAAGCGUCAAAUAUUGUA